AUGACUACUGACCUAUGUUUUGCCUUUGAUGACUUGGUUGAGACACAGUGCACGGUCUAUAUGCUGAUGGAUAAUGAAGCUAGGAGUGGCUAUUUUGCCUGGUGCAAUGCCAGAGAGCAUAUGAUCCGUCCCAAUUCCAAGCCAUAUUGGCAGUAUACCAUCCGAGCCACGGCGCAUCUCCGACUCCGCAUGGGCGAAGAAGCAUCCCUCAAAUGGGCUGCUGCGAUCUGCGCCUUUUAUAAUGACCUUGGGGCAAUGGUACGAGACUGUUUCUUUUCCACCGAGGUUGAGCACAUCGAGGAAGAGUUUCCUCCUAGCCUUUGA
Penicillium coprophilum is the source of this 324-nucleotide messenger RNA. RefSeq lists its product as uncharacterized. The coding region runs from base 1 to 324 and encodes 107 amino acids. The record is from RefSeq and is a predicted model, not a curated record. NCBI's taxonomy places the organism in Eukaryota, Fungi, Ascomycota, Eurotiomycetes, Eurotiales, Aspergillaceae. The transcript is spliced from 2 exons.